Messenger RNA from Drosophila subpulchrella, 2583 nucleotides. RefSeq names its product protein Optix. The coding region runs from base 605 to 2098 and encodes 497 amino acids. Gene Ontology annotation, cellular component: transcription regulator complex; nucleus. The transcript has 4 exons. Gene Ontology annotation, biological process: regulation of transcription by RNA polymerase II. Lineage: Eukaryota; Metazoa; Arthropoda; Insecta; Diptera; Drosophilidae. Gene Ontology annotation, molecular function: DNA-binding transcription factor activity, RNA polymerase II-specific; RNA polymerase II cis-regulatory region sequence-specific DNA binding. The record is from RefSeq and is a predicted model, not a curated record.
CUGUAUCUGUGGCGCGUCAUUGUUGUGCUGCUACUGCCGCUGCUGCUGCUACCGCCUCUGCCGAUACAGCUCCAUAGCCUCCAUAGCUUCUAUAGCUUCUGUGCCGUUCCCGUCGCCUAGUGGGCAGCUCAGUUACAAGACCAUUAUUUGACGUAUUUUUUGCGCGCUCGGUUGGUCGUUUGGUUGGUCGCUCUCUCGGUCGUCGGAUCGGUUAUAUCCAUAGCCAACAGCCAAAGCCCCCCUUUUUUCGCUUCGAUGUGGAGCAGCAGUUGCGCUCCGUUCGUGGACCGGGCACGGGUAUCGCAUUCAUGAGCUGGCUCAUUGGCAAUCAUUUGGAUUCGUACGCCAGUCGAACCGGUGGCCACCUCACUCAUCCAGAUGGUAGAUGCAUCGAUCGCGCGUGCAAAGUGCUAACCCUAACCUGAUCUAAGCCGUAAACCCUAUCCAAUCGGAUCGAUAAACCCCUCAGUGCUAGUGCAGACAAACACAGAAACAUAGCCAAGGAAUUGAAUUAGUGACUAAACCAGUGUAGUGCCCAGCAAGAUUGCUUCGUUCCGGUGGAGAGUAGUAUGCCAAUUUGUUCACAGUGGAUUCAACGAAUAAAAUGGCCGUUGGACCGACGGAGGGCAAACAGCCGCCCUCAGAGAGCUUCUCGCCCACGCACCACCAGAUUAUAGCACCCAGCCCCAUCCUGGCCGUCCCAACGCUGGCCUUCUCCGCCGCCCAGGUGGAGAUCGUGUGCAAGACGCUCGAGGACUCCGGCGACAUCGAGCGGUUGGCCCGCUUCCUGUGGAGCCUGCCGGUGGCCCUGCCCAACAUGCACGAGAUCCUCAACUGCGAGGCGGUGCUCCGGGCCCGCGCAGUGGUCGCCUACCAUGUGGGCAACUUCAGGGAACUUUAUGCAAUAAUAGAGAAUCAUAAGUUUACUAAAGCGUCCUACGGCAAGCUGCAGGCCAUGUGGCUGGAGGCCCACUACAUUGAGGCCGAGAAGCUGCGCGGUCGAUCCCUGGGACCCGUGGACAAGUAUCGGGUGCGAAAGAAGUUCCCCCUGCCGCCGACGAUCUGGGACGGGGAGCAGAAGACGCACUGCUUCAAGGAGCGCACGCGGAGCCUACUGCGCGAAUGGUACCUACAGGAUCCCUAUCCGAACCCCACCAAGAAGCGGGAGCUGGCCAAGGCCACCGGGCUGAAUCCCACGCAAGUGGGCAACUGGUUCAAGAACCGCCGCCAGCGGGAUCGGGCUGCUGCGGCCAAGAAUCGUAUCCAGCACAGCCAGAACUCGGGGAUGGGCUGCCGCAGCCGGCGGGCGGACGGAGGAGCCGCCUCGCCGACGCCCUCGGACAGCUCCGACUCGGACAUCUCGCUGGGCACCCACUCGCCGGUGCCCAGCAGCCUGCAGCUGCAGCACAGCCCGGGCAGCACCUCCAACGGGGCCAACGACCGCGAGGAGAGCCUCAGCGUGGACGACGACAAGCCACGGGAUCUGAGCGGAUCGCUGCCGCUGCCCCUCUCCCUGCCCCUGCCGCUGGCCUCGCCCACCCACACACCGCCCCAGCUGCCGGCGGGCUACGGGGGCGGGGCGGGCGGAGGCCACGGAGGACCGCUCACCGCUCCCGGCUGCCUGCCGCCCUUCAAACUGGACGCGGCCACCAGCUUGUUCAGCGCCGGCUGUUACCUGCAGAGCUUCAGCAACCUGAAGGAGAUGUCCCAGCAGUUCCCCAUCCAGCCGAUCGUCCUGCGCCCGCAUCCGCAGCUGCCGCAGCCACUGGCCUUGAACGGGGGCUCCGGCGGACCACCACUGCAUCAUCCGGCCUACGCGGCCGCCUACAGUGUGGAGUGUAUUCCGGGCCACGGGCCACCACAUCCGCCUCCAAAGCUAAGGAUCAACUCACCGGAGAAGCUCAACUCCACGGCGGUGGCGGCGGCAUCGGGCGGAGGAGGAGGAGGAGGGGGAGGAGGAGCAGGAGGCGGUGGAGGAGGUGGAAACCAUCACCAUGAGCCCACAACCACGGGCUACCAUCACAGUGGCCAGCUGCUGCUCCAUCGACCCUUCUCCACGUCGCCGGAACUCAAGCACAGUGCUCCCGAGAUCACAUGAUAUCAGCGGGUCUGAGGUGUCCAUCUAUAAGCCCACCCACCCGAUCCACACUCGUCCCCAUCCCCACCAGCCCCGAAGCACUAAGGCCCAGCUAUUCAGAUUGUUUCAAUUGUAUCUCUAAGUUAGCCCGUAGUUAAGCGCAUCCCAGCGGCGGAGUUCGAGCAAUAAUCGAUCCGGAACUGUUUCCUAUAUCAUGACCCAUAAUUACCUAUACCUAUACCUAUACCUAUACCGUUAUCCAGCAGCAGCAAAUCGCAAGCGUCGCACACUCACUCUUCAAAGAUAGCCAUUUAAGCCGGAUGGAAAAUGAUACACAGAUUUAGCGGUAAUUCAGCAGGCGGGAUCCCCCAAAUCUGAACUUGAAUUCGAAACGUUUUCAUUCUAAUUUUGUGUGUGUGUACGUAUUUGUAAAUAGAGUUUAAGUAUGCAAAUCAUAGAGCUUACGUAUACAUUUAGAUUGCAAUAAAAACCGAAUGAACAGUUAA